Molecule: messenger RNA, 1134 nt
Organism: Drosophila bipectinata
Lineage: Eukaryota; Metazoa; Arthropoda; Insecta; Diptera; Drosophilidae
Gene: Or30a
Product: Odorant receptor 30a
Biological process (GO): sensory perception of smell; detection of chemical stimulus involved in sensory perception of smell
Cellular component (GO): plasma membrane
Molecular function (GO): olfactory receptor activity; odorant binding
Source: RefSeq, a predicted model, not a curated record
AUGGACUUAAAAUCGAUGGAUACUGUGAAUAUGCCUCUUUUUGGCAACACCUUGAAGCUCAUGAAGUUCUGGUCGUAUCUCUUUGUUCACAAUUGGCGUCGCUACAUGGCCAUGGCUCCCUAUAUGAUCAUAAACAGUACUCAGUAUGUGGACAUAUAUCUGAGUACUGAACCCUUGGAUUUUAUCAUCAGGAAUGUAUAUCUGGCUGUGUUGUUUACAAAUACUGUUGUUAGAGGUGUUCUAUUGUGUGUCCAGCGGUCGAGUUAUGAGAAAUUUAUAGAAGUACUCAAGUCCUACUACAUUCAGUUAUUGGAAUCUGAUGAUCCUGUUAUUGCCAAUUUAGUUGAGGAAACUACUCGAAUGUCUAACUUCAUAGGAAGAAUAAACCUUAUGAUGGGCACUUGCACUUGCAUAGGCUUUGUAACCUAUCCCAUUUUUGGUUCAGAAAGAGUUCUUCCCUAUGGAAUGUACUUGCCCCUAAUUGAUGAGUACAAAUAUGCCUCGCCCUUCUAUGAGGUGUUCUUUGUAAUUCAAGCCAUUAUGGCUCCCAUGGGCUGUUGCAUGUACAUUCCCUAUACCAAUAUGGUGGUGACCUUUACCCUUUUUGCCAUAUUAAUGUGUCGAGUGCUGCAACACAAGCUGAGAAGCUUGGAAAAGCUGAAAGAAACACAAGUUCGAAGGGAAAUCAUAUGGUGCAUAAGAUAUCAGCUAAAGUUGAGCGGAUUAGUAGACUCCAUGAAUGCCUUGAAUACUCAUCUCCAUUUGGUAGAGUUUCUAUGCUUUGGUGCCAUGCUAUGUGUUUUACUCUUCUCCCUUAUAAUUGCCCAAACCAUUGCCCAGACCGUGAUUGUCAUUGCCUAUAUUCUUAUGAUAUUUGCCAACAGUGUGGUGCUCUACUAUGUGGCCAACGAGCUAUUCUUUCAAAGCUUUGAAAUUGCCAUUGCUGCCUACGAGAGCAAUUGGAUGGACUACGAUGUGGAUACACAAAAGACUUUGAAGUUCCUCAUAAUGCGUUCACAAAAGCCUUUGGCGAUUCUCGUGGGGGGCACCUACCCCAUGAAUCUGAAAAUGUUGCAGUCGCUGUUGAACGCCAUCUACUCCUUUUUCACCCUACUGAGACGCGUUUAUGGCUAA